AUGGCUUGGCAGCGAAGUAUAAAAGCCAAUUACCAGCAAACAGCCGCGUUGGCCAUCGCCAUCUUCCUGGAUGGGGACUCCGAGACGGACUCCGUCACGAAGAGACUGGACCUUACCGUGGUGCUUUCAAAGAAGUCAUGGUUGUACGGUAGUGAGGCAUCGGUGUUGAACAUUGAUGUCAUGCUGUCAAUGAUGAUGAUGAUGAUAACUCCGAGACGGGUCAUAUCAAUGUUCGUCACAUGUAAAUUGGACCUGCACGAUAAAUUCCUCAUUUUCGACUGUAUAGUCGCCGAAUGGCGCGCUCGGCGGUCCAACAUGGAUCAGAGCAGUGGUCGUUGCCUACAGCAGGUCUUGAAAGAAUGUGCUCUUGAACAAAGGUGCUCCCAAAACAUUGUGAGAGUUGAGUAUCACCAUCAGGUUAGCAAUUCCGAAGUAUCCCUGUUGGUCUUCGGGAAAGUCGACUCUCCUUCGGAAGAUCAGCGGGUCAUACUCCACAGGUUACGUUGGUCACGUCACGUAUUCCGUAUGGAAGAAGACAUUUUGCCUUAUAGAGUUCUGUUCAUAGCCUUGUAUGAGAUGAAAAGAACCAAUAGGAGGUCAGUCCAUGAUUUUGCAACAAAUCAAUGA
Opisthorchis viverrini is the source of this 627-nucleotide messenger RNA. RefSeq lists its product as hypothetical. The record is from RefSeq and is a predicted model, not a curated record. Lineage: Eukaryota; Metazoa; Platyhelminthes; Trematoda; Opisthorchiida; Opisthorchiidae. Bases 1 to 627 code for a protein of 208 amino acids. The transcript has 4 exons.